This is a messenger RNA of Aspergillus fijiensis CBS 313.89, 414 nucleotides long. RefSeq lists its product as uncharacterized. Bases 1 to 414 code for a protein of 137 amino acids. The transcript has a single exon. The record is from RefSeq and is a predicted model, not a curated record. NCBI's taxonomy places the organism in Eukaryota, Fungi, Ascomycota, Eurotiomycetes, Eurotiales, Aspergillaceae.
AUGCGGCAUGUCUAUGGCGAGAGAGAGGCCCGGCUCCGGGAGGAGUGUGGUUAUAGCCACGAGCAUCUGCAGGCGCUCUGUGGCGGGCUUGCCGAGCGGCCAAUGGACAACCAGUGCUAUCGGCAAGAACGCACGGCGAUUCUGCUGUCGGUGUACCUGGGAUGGCUCGGGAUGGACCAAUGGUGCGCGCGCCAUUGGGCGCUUGCUGUCUUCAAGAUGUUGGCGCCGCUACUACUCUUGGUUUGCGGCGCUGCAUCUAAAGUCUUCGAGCAUUCUUUCCUUCUCCAAGCUUUGCUCGCCGUUCUCAUUGCAGCCAUCCCAUUCUGGUGUAUGGCUAGCUUCAUUAUGUGGACGGUAAGGGGGGUCUACGGCUCGCCUGGUUGCCCUGGUGGUAGCGGAUCGUGGAGAUACUAA